CGAGCGACCCCGUCGGCCCCGAGCACCGCACCCAGAGCCCAUAAUCCAGAGCCAGCACCUCUCACACAACGCCGCCGUUUCCGUGUGGCCCUCUGAACCGGCACCAUGGAGUUUACAUCGCAGAGAGUCGACAAAACAACCACCAAGUUUGCCCCAAAGCUCAAACCAAAGGCGCCUGUCAAGAAACCUGCAGCCUCGCCACGCCUGACGCCUGCAACUCCCGGAAAUGCAGGCACUCCGUUGGUCGAGUCGCUGCCUCCUGCGUCGCAAGAAUCGGUCCUGCCGACAUUGUCGACACAGCCUGACCUGCCUCCGACACCGCUGACUCUUCCAAGCAUAACGAUCACCGCCCCGCCUCACGGUGCUGCCAGCGAUGUCCAAAAGUCGCCCCGAAAGACAUCGCCGCUGCGGAAUCGAGCGCCGUCGCCUCCCAAGCUUGUUAUUCCGCCACCCGCAUCGCCCACCCGGAUCUCGGACGGCUUUGCGGCUUCUCAAGAAAGCAUGAUUCUCGUCAGCCCCCGCCCCAGCGAUGAUCGAUCCUCAAAAGCGUCGCAAACUCAGCCAGGACGAACCGGUACAGCGCACGAAAGCGAGACCAAACUCCCAACAUCUCCGUCGCAGUCACAAGCCAAGAAGAAUGUGAGUCGUGUAUAGCCCGAGGCCGACAUCCGUGAGAUCGUUACAUGGAACCGAUCGAUAAGUGCGUCAGCGGCCCUGUUAUGACCUGUCGAUGCUGUGCCAUCUCUUCAGGUU
Polychytrium aggregatum is the source of this 753-nucleotide messenger RNA. RefSeq lists its product as uncharacterized. The transcript is spliced from 3 exons. The record is from RefSeq and is a predicted model, not a curated record. Bases 106 to 654 code for a protein of 182 amino acids. NCBI's taxonomy places the organism in Eukaryota, Fungi, Chytridiomycota, Chytridiomycetes, Polychytriales.